Cololabis saira (Pacific saury) is the source of this 1945-nucleotide messenger RNA. It is a transcript of the gene rhogb, whose product is annotated as ras homolog family member Gb. Bases 407 to 982 code for a protein of 191 amino acids. The record is from RefSeq and is a predicted model, not a curated record. NCBI's taxonomy places the organism in Eukaryota, Metazoa, Chordata, Actinopteri, Beloniformes, Belonidae. Gene Ontology annotation, molecular function: GTP binding; GTPase activity; protein kinase binding. Gene Ontology annotation, biological process: regulation of actin cytoskeleton organization; establishment or maintenance of cell polarity; regulation of cell shape. Gene Ontology annotation, cellular component: plasma membrane; cell cortex; cell projection. The transcript has 5 exons.
AGCGCUGCUCGCCGCACACGCACCCACAGGCGCUCCGCACCCUCAGCCCGACCCCGGUCCUCCAGAGCUGCGGAGCCCAGAGAGGAGAGGAGGAGAGAGGAGGAGAGAGGAGGAGAGGAGCUGCUGAGCGAGAGCGUUUCCUUCUGCAGCCAUCAUUUCCAUAAACACAAAUACUGACGGAGGAAACCCCCUCCCCCCCCCCCUUCAUCUCUGCAGACGGACGAUGGACGUCACGUACGUCUGAACGAGCCGUUGUCCACAAGAGGAACCUGAAGUGUCUCUGACAGCCCGAACACAACAACGACUUCACUGAUCGAUCGACUCUCUGAAGGGGCUGGUCAUCCCGGACGAUCAUCCGGCUCUGCUGUUGCUUUCUUCCGCUCUGCAGGAUUUUCAGGACAGGAUCAUGCAGACCAUAAAGUGCGUUGUCGUGGGCGACGGAGCCGUGGGGAAGACCUGCCUCCUCAUCUCCUACACCACUGGAGCCUUUCCUAAAGAGUACAUCCCUACCGUGUUUGACAACUACAGCAGCCAGGUGACGGUGGACGGCAGGCUCAUCAGUCUGAACCUGUGGGAUACGGCGGGUCAGGAGGAGUACGACCGGCUGAGGACACUGUCCUACCCCCAGACCAACGUCUUCAUCAUCUGCUUCUCCAUCUCGAGCCCUGCCUCCUACGAGAACGUCAAGCACAAGUGGCACCCGGAGGUGUCCCACCACUGUCCUGGUGUCCCCAUCCUCCUGGUCGGCACAAAGAGUGACCUGCGGAGUGACAGUGAGGUUCAGAGGAAGCUGAAGGAGCAGAACCAGGCGCCCAUCACCCACCAGCAGGGCUCCGCCCUCGCACGCCAGAUCCAGGCGGUCCGCUACCUUGAGUGUUCGGCCCUCAACCAGGACGGCAUAAAGGACGUGUUCGCUGAGGCCGUGAGGGCCUUCCUCAACCCGCAGCCCGCCACCACCAAGAGGCCCUGCGUCCUGCUGUGAGACCCGGAGACGCCAUCGGAGCCGCCGGGUUCGAGCUGGAGCUCCUCUGCCUCAGAGACUGCUCAGAAAGUUUAUGUUAAUGAUAUAUAUUUUUUAAAAAUUUGGGUUAUAUUUUUAUCUAUUAAUCUGAAAACGGUUAUUCAAACGUUGAAGUUCUGUUGCAACACUCAACAACAGCAGUUUGCACAUAUAUGUGACUUUCAGUGGUCGUGAUGCGCCUGGACCGGUCUGAGCAUGUGUGGGAAGUCACGGUUGGUCAUGUGGUCAUGUGCAAAAGAUAGCACCUUCUUUUUACCUCGUUUUUCAGUGUAAAACCAUCUGAUUGACCUGGGUCUUGGACAAAUACAACCUCAAAUGAACAAGAAUACCACAUUUUUACAGCGUCGUUAUUUAAGAAAUGAAAAAGAAAAUCAUGCGUGCUGAUGCUCUCUAGAGUACUCUGGUAUACAGCAGAGUUUAUGGUGUCCAGGUCUCUAGCCAUCGUCCUCCCACCGCUGAUCUUGACAGUCGAUACAAAGCGUUUCCGGUGAAACAAUUUGUUUCUGUUUCUAUGGAAAUUGCUGCAGUGUUCCUUCAACAUUCCUGUAAUGUCCCUGCAAUGUUCUGGCAACAUCCCAUGAAUUGCAGAAACCAUCCUGCAGUCCCUCACCAAAGUCCCAGACGUAUCGCCCUUGGCCUUUGUGUAAACCUGCUGGGACAUCCACCCCUGGACAGAUUGAGAAGUGUCUUGGAUGCUUUCCACUUGUGAAUAAUCUUUUUUUAACUGUAGAAUAGCAUUGAAAUUGAUUUGAAGACAUUUCCAGCUCUAAAAUGGUUUCUCUAGAAUCACUGAUGUUUUUCCCACCUAGCAUUGUGUUUGUUUGAGGUUGUAAUUGCUCGGUAUUCAUACCCACUAAGAUUAAAUGGUUUUUAUUGUAUUUACACUUAAAAACACAGGAAUAAAAGCUGAUACUAACUUUGGAA